Molecule: messenger RNA, 2496 nt
Organism: Aedes albopictus (Asian tiger mosquito)
Lineage: Eukaryota; Metazoa; Arthropoda; Insecta; Diptera; Culicidae
Exons: 4
Coding region: 1-2496 (831 amino acids)
Biological process (GO): proteolysis
Molecular function (GO): zinc ion binding; aspartic-type endopeptidase activity; nucleic acid binding
Source: RefSeq, a predicted model, not a curated record
AUGCCACUCAUAACCAAACGCUUCAUCCUGGAGACGCUACAUGGCAUGAUGGACCACGUUCGGCUGCCUCAAAUCAAGCUUCAAUGUUUUGAUGGCAACAUCGACGAUUGGUUGAGUUUCAGGGAUCUUUACACUUCCCUGAUUCACGAAAAACCCGAUCUACCAGCAGUGGAGAAAUUUCACUAUCUGAAGGGAUGCCUGGCGGGUGAGGCAAAGGCACUGAUCGAUCCGCUAAAGAUCACAAGAGACAAUUACCAGGUUGCUUGGCAGACGUUGCUAAAACGCUAUAACAACAACAAGCUUCUUAAAAAGAAGCAGGUGCAAGCGAUAAUCAAAUUGCCGUCGCUCAUCAAGGAAUCAGCCACGGAUCUCCACAAAUUGGUUGAUGGAUUCGACCGUGUGAUUCAAACGCUGGACCAAAUUAUCCAGCCAGCGGAUUACAAGGAUCUGCUGCUGGUGCAACUUCUAAGUUCUCGUCUCGAUCCUACCACACGACGCGGGUGGGAAGAACAUUCGUCUACGAAGCAGCAGGACACUGUGAAGGAUCUGCUGGAAUUUCUACAGCGGAGAAUACAAAUUCUCGAAGCUCUACCAGCGAAGGUAGAAACGAAGAUCGACCAUUCCCUACUACCGAAACGGAAACCGUUCUCAGCGAAGGUCAGCAACAACGCCGUACAGUCGAACAACGCUAAGUGUCCGUCGUGUUCGGAGAUUCAUGGACUCCACAUUUGUCCAGCCUUUCUGAAGAUGUCAUUGUCCAGUCGAGAGUCCCUACUGCGGGCUCAAUCGCUCUGCCGCAAUUGCCUCAAACGUGGUCAUCUUGCUCGAGAGUGUGCAUCGAAGUUCUCUUGUCGGUAUUGUAAGGCACGACACCACUCCUUGCUGUGCUUCAAGGCAGGAGACGCUAACGGUAGCCAAGGAUUAUCAGGAAAGUCGAAUCUGGGAGAUAGCGCUAAGCAGGACGGCACAGGUGCGAAUUCGAAGGCAGCGAAUGCCUCAGCGGUUGAAUCUACUUCGUCCAACGCGGCACAGUGCGUCUCAUCUCAGGUUCUCCUAGCUACAGCAGUCGUAGUGAUCGAAGACGACCAAGGUUCUCGCUAUCCAGCACGAGCGCUACUGGAUUCAGGGUCGGAAUGCAACUUCAUCACCGAGAAUCUUUACCAGACGAUGAAGGUAGCGGUUAAAACGACGGACAUUUCGAUUAUGGGCAUCGGACAAUCAAGCACUAAGGCAUCUCGCAAGAUCAAGGCGGUCGUCAAGUCUCGAAAUUCGUCGUACGCUCGAUCGAUGGAAUUUCUCGUUCUACCGAAGGUCACAGCUUGCCUACCAACCUCUACAGUUCAGGCAAAUGGAUGGGAUAUACCGGUAGACAUCGAAUUAGCGGAUCCGGAGUUUUUCCGGUCAAGAAAGGUCGACUUGGUGUUAGGGAUCCAAGCUUUUUUCAGCUUCCUCCCAACCGGAAGGGAAAUCCAACUUGGAAAGGGUUUACCUGUGCUGACCGAGUCCGUAUUUGGGUGGAUAGUGACAGGCGAAAUCACUACAGCAAGUCAGGGUACCAAGUACACUUGCAAUAUGGCAGUCUCGGACGAUCUGGAGGAACUAAUGGCACGGUUUUGGUCCUGCGAGGAAGUGGGAGCCGUCAGCAAAUUCUCUCCAGAAGAAGCGCACUGCGAGGAGAACUACGAACGGACAGUCAAGCGGGAAUCGGACGGACGAUACACGGUCACCCUCCCCAAGAACCCCGAAGUUUUGGCGGAAAUCGGUGAAUCGAAGGAUAUUGCUCUGAGACGGCUGCGAGCGGUAGAACGAAGGUUGUCCAAGGAUGAGCGGCUUCGGAAGCAGUACAGCGACUUCAUGACUGAAUAUCUGGAGCUCGGUCACAUGCGAAUGGUGGAUGACUGCGAGGAGAAUAUAGUCAAGCGUUGUUUUCUACCCCACCACCCGGAUCAAGAAAUUUGGAGGUACGUUCAGGCAAGGUCGUGUGGAGGUCGAAUCAUUCUGUGGUCGGAUGCUCUCCGACAUAGUCAUCGAUCUGUGGAAGACCAAUCCGACGAUGAUGAUGUAUCGGUUCAGGAGGAGUACGAGUUCGAUUCCUCAUCCAACGACUCGCCGUGUGAAGAUGUGCUCGAUGACGAUGAGCGCGAGGGGACAGAAACCAGUUCGAUUGAUAAAGAAAUCAAGUCGCUGAAGAUGCACGGUACCUGUAAGUUGGCGAAUCUGCUCGCUGAUCGCAAACCCGUAGGCAGUAAGUGGAUUUUCAAGCGCAAGGUUGACGAUUAUGGCAACAAAUUCGAGACGGACUUCGACGAGCUGUUCGGGUUGACCGAGGCGAAGUCGUCGAAGAUUCCUUUGGACCCUGGCCACUUGCAACAAAAGGAGGAGAAUGAGAAGCUGUCGAACAAUCACCAGUACUCAAGCUUGAUUGGUGGUUUGGUGUAUGUGGCAGUUGACACCCGACCGGACUCAAGCUCACCCAGGAUCACGAGCGUGUACUGA